Messenger RNA from Culex quinquefasciatus (southern house mosquito), 1896 nucleotides. RefSeq lists its product as uncharacterized. The record is from RefSeq and is a predicted model, not a curated record. Lineage: Eukaryota; Metazoa; Arthropoda; Insecta; Diptera; Culicidae.
UCGGCUGUGUUUUAAAGCUGCUGGAGAUAAGUGGUGUGAGUUAGCUCUCGUUGGGAGCGAGAAUAUCAAACACACAGGAAAAUAAGGCGAAAAAUGCUGCCGGCGUCGGUGAUUCGGUGGUUCGACCUUUGGAUUUUACUCGGCAUGGUGGUGGCGCUGCUGGUGGAAGAAUGCCACCAGGUGGUAGCACUGCAGCUGACGGAAAUCAACGUGCCGGAUAUCGUCGACUACCGCCAUCCGGUGACGAUGUCCUGCUCGUACGACCUGGGCGAGAACCAGCUCAACUCGGUCAAGUGGUACAAGGGAAACGAGGAGUUUUACCGGUUCGCCCCGAUGCUGAACCCCCGCUUCAAGGACUUCCCGGUGGAGGGCGUCCAGGUGGUGACGCCCGAAAGUCUCUGCAAUCAGUUUCUGUGCCAGAUCUGGCUGACGAACCUGAGCCGGCACUCGAGUGGCCAGUACCGGUGUGAGGUUUCGGGCGACGCGCCCCAGUUUGCGCUGGCCAACGGGAGCAAAAACAUGACCGUGGAGGCGCUCCCGCAGCACGACCCCAUCAUCAGUGGCCACAUGGUCACCUAGCCCGGGGACGUGCUGGAGGCGAACUGCACCUCGGACGUGGCCAGCCUGUCGCCGCGGCUGUACUUCUUCAUCAACGAGAAGGCGGUGAGUCCCGUGGAGUACCUGCAGCAGCUGCAGGAAACCUCGCUGGAGCAGGACGGGUACACGCUCAAGUCGCGCACGCUCGAGAUGCAUCUGCCCCUGCAGCGACUCUUCCCGAAGGAGGUGGACCACGCGACGCUGCACAUCAAGUGCAUCGCCACGAUCGACGGGCUGCGGUCGGCGGGUCGCGAAAGUACCGCCAUCGUGACCGUCCAGAGCCCGCACUGGCUGUGGAUCAUCAGCCGGAGUGGUGGGGUCAGCAGCAGUGCCGGGGGAACCAGUUGGCGGCUUUUGGCUUUCAUCACUCUUCAGCUCCUGAUCCAUCGAUUGAACUGUGGCCACAAUCAACGUUUUCAGUUGGGCACGAUCUAGUUAAAAGAUUUAAAAAGGGGAUCGCUACUUACAUGCAAAAAUUAGCAAUGCAGAGAACGGUAAGGCAGAACAUUCCUUCGUAAAAUCUUCAAACAUUAUCAACAUAUUCUCGGCAAAACGAAACUAAUUCAAUGCCAAAGUUUGGCCCUGCCACGCAAAACAUAUUGCCAAAAGAAGGAUGAGUGUUAAUUUUGAGAAAGUACGUGAAUUCCCAUGAAAUACGUGAUUUUUCCCCUUUUUGGCUAAUUAUUUGCAUAAUCACAGCUAAGAGAGGUGGAGAGGGCUGGCCAGUGGAAAUUUUUCUCCGGGAAAGACUCGUGCAAAUGAGUUUGCAAAGUUGGCACGCAAACAUGUGUGUGUGUGUAUGAGGAGAAUCCUUAAGAUGAGGGUGGCGGCGCACAGAAAGAUGCGAUUUCGAAGGAAUGUUCCGUCCUGCCACCUUCGGCCGGCAUGAAGUUUGUUCGUGGGAAAUUCCUAGAAGAGAAUCAAAGUGAAAAGCAAAAGGAAGUCCCAUUUUCCUGGCGUUGUGGAUGGGCGGCGCAGAAAAGUGACACGAACUUACAGGCGAGAAAGUUUUGACGACGAGUGUGUGCGAGGCAAAGUUAAGAGGAAAAGUUUCAUUAAAGUUAAAAAAAAAGAAAAUAAGCUUGAUGUACAAAAAAAAAACACAGAUUGUAAAUAUUGAUUCGUAUCAGAGCCAAGGCAGUGAGAUAGCAAAAUAAAAGAAAUGUUAAAAAGACGAAAGAAAAAUAAAAAUGGUAAAAAAGAUCACACAUACACAACACAGUAACAAAUAUACACACAUACACACUGGAAAAAAAGCAAAUAAAGUCACACACACGCGUAAAAGUUUUUCAACAUAAA